Messenger RNA from Phodopus roborovskii (desert hamster), 1259 nucleotides. Its product is annotated as phosphoglycerate mutase 1-like. NCBI's taxonomy places the organism in Eukaryota, Metazoa, Chordata, Mammalia, Rodentia, Cricetidae. The record is from RefSeq and is a predicted model, not a curated record. Bases 1 to 975 code for a protein of 324 amino acids. The transcript has 2 exons. Gene Ontology annotation, molecular function: intramolecular phosphotransferase activity. Gene Ontology annotation, biological process: glycolytic process.
AUGUUGGCAGUUGGAAAGAUGUUGGCAGUUGGGAGAACUGGCCCUGAGGUUAUAAGAGUGGAAGAGCUGUCCCUGCCCCUCACCAGCUGGAGCACUCAGGAGAGUGGCCUCUACACCUCAACUGGGCAGCACAGUAGAGCUAGCCUUGGUGAUGUAGAUGGCAGUGAGCUCAAGCUAGCCCCCAAGGACACAGAGAAUAGGGAAUCUCAGCGAUCCUCAGUCUCUGCCGCAUCCUCCUGCCUGUCGCCAUGGCUGAUCCGGCACAGCGAGAGCGCCUGGAACCUAGAGAACCGCUUCAGCAGCUGGUAUGACGCCGACCUGAGCCCGGCGGGCCACGAGGAAGCGAAGCGCGGCGGACAUGAAUUUGACAUCUGUUUCACCUCCGUGCAGAAGAGAGCAAUCCGGACCCUUUGGACAGUCCUGGAUGCCAUUGACCAGAUGUGGCUGCCAGUGGUCAGGACCUGGCGUCUCAAUGAGCGACACUACGGGGGUCUGACUGGUCUCAAUAAAGCAGAAACUGCUGCUAAGCAUGGUGAGGCGCAGGUAAAGAUUUGGAGGCGAUCUUAUGAUGUCCCACCGCCUCCAAUGGAGCCCGAUCAUCCCUUCUACAGCAGCAUCAGUAAGGAUCGCAGGUAUGCAGACCUUACUGAGGACCAGCUGCCCUCCUGUGAGAGCCUCAAGGACACUAUUGCCAGAGCACUGCCCUUCUGGAAUGAAGAAAUUGUCCCCCAGAUCAAGGAGGGUAAAAGAGUUCUGAUUGCAGCCCAUGGCAACAGCCUUCGGGGGAUCGUCAAGCAUCUGGAGGGGCUCUCAGAAGAGGCCAUCCUGGAGCUGAACCUGCCAACUGGCAUUCCUAUUGUCUAUGAAUUGGACAAGAACUUGAAGCCUAUUAAACCCAUGCAGUUCCUGGGAGAUGAAGAGACCGUGCGGAAAGCUAUGGAAGCUGUGGCCGCUCAGGGCAAGGUCAAGAAGUGAGGCGAGCAGGCAGACUCCUACCCUAAUGCCCUCCUCCCUGCCUGUUUACACCUCCUGCACCCUUCCCCAACUCCUGCCACACUGACCACAUCCUUAGGAUCUUAAAUUUAAGUUGUAGCUGCAGAUGGGGACUCGUGGCUCCCAUUUUCAUUUAGUCUUUUAUCCCCUGCACCCAUUCCCUUCAUAGAACCCAGUCAGGAAAACACCUGGGGUGCAGGUUCUUGGUUCACCAUCCAGGGACGGCUCCUCUUACCAGGAGGGUUGAGAGUAGUAAUUAGAUUUUC